Messenger RNA from Adelges cooleyi (spruce gall adelgid), 2793 nucleotides. It is a transcript of the gene Cep164, whose product is annotated as repetitive organellar protein. The transcript is spliced from 16 exons. The record is from RefSeq and is a predicted model, not a curated record. The coding region runs from base 46 to 2793 and encodes 915 amino acids. Gene Ontology annotation, molecular function: protein binding. Lineage: Eukaryota; Metazoa; Arthropoda; Insecta; Hemiptera; Adelgidae.
CGUAAAUACUGAAACGUGUACCAUACGAUACCAUAGAGUAACUCUAUGUUCAAUACCAAUCGACGGGUUUUUAGAGUAUACCAGCUACCAGAAGUGUUCAACGACAAUAGCAAACCGACAAAAACUGAAAUUGAAGAGCACGCGUCUAGAAUCGGUAUAGAUCCAGUCAAAGAUAUACAUUUAUUACACUUAGCAAAACAGUGUCUUCUUGAACCAUUGCCAUCUGAUUGGAUUCCCUGUUAUAUUGAACAAGUUGGAAAAUAUUUCUACUAUAAUACAAAUCAAAACACAUCACAAUGGGAACAUCCUUUAGACAAUUUUUAUAGACAAAUUGUCGAAAAAAAGCGUUCCGAAGAUUCAUCAACAGGUCAAGACAUUUCAACAAAUCGAAUUUUAGAAGAAGACAGUCCUCCUGACGCCAUGUACAGUACAAAAAAUAUUUACGAUUUAUCUAAUAAUUCUAAUAAAAAACCCGUCGCCGAAAAACGCACUGUACGUUUUAAAACACCGAUUGAAGAAUCUUUGGAUUUUGACAAUUCGGAAGAUAACAAUAUGAAGUUCUUAGGACCAAUUAAACUAAACACGCCAUACAGCUCACAACAAGCUUCUCAGAAUUUACCCGUAUUUUCUUCAAGCACUCCUUUCGAUUUUAGGAUUAAAGGCAGUCGUAGUGUUUUGUCUAAAUACAAUGUAUUAUCAAAUAAAGAAGAAUUAUUAACAUCUGGUAACAAGGAUAGCAUCGAAAAAGAACUGGAAACUCCAGCAGAAAGCUCAGUAGUUCAAAAAGAAAAUACAAAGAAAAUCAAUAUUACGUUAACAGAAUCCUCGGAUCAUUCAGAGAGCACUUCAUUAGAAGAAUGUUUAAAAGAUUUUGAUAAAGAAUACGGCGAUAACGCUGAUGGUAACUGUUCAGAUGGCGAGAUCAAGUAUAAUGGUUAUUCAACUACAACACAAUUAGAAAAACAUUCUGUAAAAAACGAUUUUCCAAAUGAAGCUAGAACUUCUUCAAACGAAUUAUUUAAAUCAACAAAAAAUAAAGAUACCUUGCAAAUAAAAAAGAGUAACAUGGAUGAAUCAGUUCAUGUUGAAAAUUAUGCAGAUAAUAUCAAUAGAGAUAUUUCAUCUUUGACAGUUUUAAAAGACGCAAAUAGUUUAAGUGCAAUCCAAGGAAAAACUAUAGAAAAAGAAAAAUCGGCGUUUAAGCCUACCAUUACAUCGAUUGAAAAAAUACAAGACACAGAUGAAUAUUUUGUAGACUUAAUACCUAAACGUAGUAAUGAAAAUUAUGAAACCAAAACAAUAUCUCAUCAUGAGAGAGCCAAUAAGAAUGAUUUUAGUGACCACACUAAUAUCGAACUCCAAAUUGAAUCACAAAUCACAAAACAAAGUUCUAUCAUUAAAGAAAAGAUAGAAGAUGACAUUCGAACAAAGGAAACCUUACUCAGAAAUGAUGUUUUUAAAAAAAUGGAUGAUUUAAUUCAACUUACGAAUGAAAACAAUAGUUUUAUGGAAAAGCGAAUUUACAAAAUGUUUGAUGAGUUUUAUAAAAAGAAAAAUGAAGAUCUCGAAAAGACUCUAAAAAAUAUGAAAGAAGAUUUAGAUAAAAAGAUACUAGAUGAAAACGAGAAACACGAUGUACAGUGUAGUUUAAACAACCAAAAGAUGAAUGCAGAGACUUACAAAAAAUUACAAGAUGAUCUGGAGAACAAUGUACAGACACUUAAAAGUGAAAUCGAAUCUAAAACUAAUAAGUCAAUUCAAAAUCUCAUAAUUGACGAGCUAAGCCAUAAAUCAAAGACUGCAAUUGCCGGUUGGGAUCAAGCUGCGGAUUUAUAUAAAAUGGCUGAACUUGAAAAAGUAAAGUUUGAUAUUGAACAAAAAGCAGAAAAUGUCAAACGCCACGCUGAAAAAGAAAUUGAACGCUGUAAUAAAGAAUUUGAUGAAAAACUUAAAGUAAUUUCUAACGAUAAACUAAAGAACGCUGAUGAAGCGUUGAACUUAGCUUUAUGUGAUCAAAUUGAAUUAGUGCAAAAACGAGUCAAGGGAUAUUAUGACAACCAAAAUAAUACCACUAAAAAUAAUUUUGAAACAAACAUUCACGCUACAAACGUCUCUGUACAGAAGUCAAAUGAUGUGCACACAGAGAAUACAGAUGUAUUUAAUUCAAACAAAAUAAUCGAUAUUAAAAAAAAAAUCCAACACUGUUUUGAUGAAUUAAAUAAUAUAUUACUGCUUGUCAAUGAUGUAUCCUAUUCCGAAAGUGAUCGACCAAGGGAAAAUGAAGGCGAUGGAAUGAAUUCUCAAUCAAAUAAAUGUACAGUUUCAUGUCAAACUGAUAAUUUUUUAGGAUUAAGUGCAAAUCCUCAUUCAAGUAACUACCCGUAUCCAAAUUCAUUACAUUUUUCUGCGUUUAAAAAUGACAAUUAUGAUUUUGAAAGUAUGUAUACUGAAAAUUGGAAUCAGGCAAAAUCGUCUAAAGAAUUAUUUACUAACUAUAUGAUAAAAUGUUCUCGAGUAAUAAAUCCUGUAGAUAAUUUAAGUCAAGAAGAAUUAAAAGUUAAUGCAGCGGAAAAGAAUAUUUUUCGCUUGAUUGAUGCAUUUGAGAAGUUGAGAUACACUGAUGUUAAUCAUAAUUCUGAAAUAAUUCCUACAAAUAAUUAUUUUCAUCACCACGGCGAUACGCGUUAUAUCAACAGCAGAGAGCUAACGCCCAAUCAAAUAGCAUACAAUCGCACGAAAGAUUUAAGAAAAUGGCUUUAUAAGACUGAUACAAAGAAUACACGAUUGUAUUAA